Messenger RNA from Sycon ciliatum, 4024 nucleotides. RefSeq names its product mitofusin-2-like. The record is from RefSeq and is a predicted model, not a curated record. The coding region runs from base 331 to 2904 and encodes 857 amino acids. The transcript has 18 exons. NCBI's taxonomy places the organism in Eukaryota, Metazoa, Porifera, Calcarea, Leucosolenida, Sycettidae. Gene Ontology annotation, biological process: mitochondrion localization; mitochondrial fusion. Gene Ontology annotation, cellular component: mitochondrial outer membrane. Gene Ontology annotation, molecular function: GTP binding; GTPase activity.
UUCCUGGCUGAGCUCGCUAAAUAAACCAGCUCUCUCAGCUGAACCGUCGCGAAGAAGAAGCAACUGCAAGCGCUCAGCUCAGCUCUGCUCGAUACGAGUUGGUACAUGGUGCUCGCGGGAAUGCUCUCUCGGCCAACGCGGCUCUGACUAGUUUCCUUCGACGUAUCAAUCAUCAUGUCAAAAUGAGAAUUUGAGGUGACUUGAAAUUUUGUUGGAAGAGCUAUCUUUCACAGAGUAUUUGAUUCGCAAAGAGAUCGAUAGGUUGCGCCUCAGGCUCGAAGUCAUAGGCUCUCUGUCGUAGUUAUUCACUUUCUGAUUUUCAGGGCGAAUAUGUCUGCCUCCAUCGUGGGCACGCCGCAGCGGCCGGCAACAACGAUGCCCAGGAGUGGAUCUUUCAGUGUUGCUGCUGGUCAAACUGACCCUGUCAGGAGGGACACCGCCCGACGAAGAGGAUUUGAGCGAAGCUCCUCCUUUAUAGAUGAGAAAUGCUCCUCAGUGGAUCAGACGUCCAACGGAAAAUCAAGUAUUCCGCUCGUCGGAUUGCAGAGUGUCAGUCCACUGCAGAGAUUUGGAAUAGCCAAGGAGAGGAUUACCAAUCUAUUUGAGAAUGUGCGUGGAAUGCUGGAUGAAAGUGUGAACAGGCUACUGACGCAUGCAGAUGAUGACGUAUUACGUACACAUAGUGAGCUGAACAAGCUGAUGGAAGAGGCAAAGCGUGUGAUCGAUGCCGAUCAAGAGCGCAUGGCCAACAUCUCGGAGAAGGUGCGCACUAAUUCCAUGAAAGUGGCUUUCUUUGGGCGAACCAGCAAUGGAAAGAGCUCUGUGAUCAACGCUAUGUUACGCGACCGCAUCCUGCCGUCUGGCAUUGGGCACACCACCAGUUGUUUCCUGUGUGUGCAAGGUACGCCAGAGGCAUCUGCCUUUCUUGUCACCCCGGGUUCAACGGAGCGCAAGAGUAUAAAGACUGUACAGCAGUUGGCUCACUCUCUGCAUGACGACAAGCUGGAGAGCAAGGCACAGGUGCAGAUGUUCUGGCCGCGUGAAAAGUGUUCUUUGCUGAAAAAUGACGUCGUCUUGCUUGACAGUCCUGGUAUUGACAUCAAUCCUGAUCUGGACUCAUGGAUCAAUGCCCACUGCACGGAUGCUGAUGUGUUUGUCCUCGUGGCCAAUGCAGAGUCUACACUCAUGCUGACUGAGAAGAAGUUCUUCCACAAGGUGGCGCAGAUGUCUUCCAAGCCGAAUAUUUUCAUUCUGAACAAUCGUUGGGACGCAUCAGCAUCAGAACCGGAGUUCAUGGACGAGGUGCGAAGUCAACAUCUCAGCCGCAACUUGGACUUCCUGGCUGAUGAACUGAAUGUUGUAUCACGUGAAGAGGGGAUGGAUAGAGUGUUCUUCGUUUCAGCCAAGGAGGCUCUCUACCUGCGCAUGAAGGAGCGAAAUCCCAACACUGGAGUUGUCGCUCUUGCCGAUGGCUAUCGUGCUCGAUUGCAGGAAUUUGAGGCAUUUGAGCGGGUAUUCGAGGAAACUAUCUCCAGCCACGCAAUCAAAACAAAGUUCGGCGCUCCUGCAAACACCGGUCUACAAGUCACAAAGCGCUUACACCAGACCCUGGAGUCACUGCGUACACAGAUUGAAGAUGUCCGCCGCCAAUGUCAGCAACAGCUUGUUGAAUGUCAACUCGGCAUUGCCACCCUUCAGCGCGAGACCAGCGUGUGCUCUGCCGAGUGGGGCAAGCAGGUGGACGACAUGAAAGUCAGAGCGCUGCAACAGGUUAGCAGUGCGAUUUCCCAGGAGAUCGUUCACCUCUGCAAUACUGUACAGGAGUACCACACCGUUGCCGUGUUCAACGAGGAGGACCUUGAUGCCUAUCGUCAGGAAUUGUGCGAGCACAUCACACGCAGUAUGGGCGAGCACAUGAUGAAGAACUCGACACAGCUGCUGUCAGAUGAGUGCUCCACCGUGCAGCAGUCCAUGCUGGAGAGGUUCCAGCAAGCCGUGCCACCGUCUGUGACUACGUCCACGGCUAACCUCUUCAUCAGGCCUGCAUUUCAUGUGAGCCAUGAAGUUGACAUCGGUGAGAUUUGCACCAACUUUCGUCCAGACCUGAAGUUCCGCUUUGGGCGGCAGUGGUGCGCUCUGCUAAACUGGAUUCGUGGAGGUGCCAUUGCAAGGCUGUCUACUUCAUCCGACUCCAGAAACACAUCACCUAGUAGUACCAUCGAGAGUAGAGCCAGGGACAGUGCCGUACCGUCAGCGCGUCGCAGCAGCAGCAGCAGUGUUAUGUCCGUGCUGUCAUCAUCAUCGCCGACUGCUGCUGCAGCAGCAACAGCAGCUAGCUUGGAGAUGUGUGGACUGCCAGCUGGUGUCAACGUACAGCGCCUAGUAGAGGUGGCUACAAUCGUGUCCUCGCAAGCACCGUGGCUGAUGGUCGGUGCCGGUGUUCUGUUGUAUCGGCUGGUUGGCUGGCAAGUCCUGGCAGCGGGUACAGUAGUAGGAGGUGGCUUGUACGGCUAUGAGCGACUAUGUUGGACUACACGUGCCAAGGAGCGUGCAUUCAAGGAACAGAUGGUGGAUUUCGCCACUGGUAAGCUAAAGGAUAUUGUGGCCGUGAUCAGCGCUAACAGUGGCAGUCAAGUACAACAGCAAUUAAGCAAUUGCAAGGACCAGCUGUGUGCCGAGCUCUCAGUGGUAGAAGAUAACCUGAGACAACGCAAAGGUCUGGUGGAGAAACAAAUCCACCAGCUGCAACGAGUAGAAUCAGAUGCGAGAAGCCUUGUGAACACUGCCCAGUUUGCAGAGAGUGGCUUCCGACAGUUCCUGACAGAGCUUGAGCUGACAGUGGUCAGUCCAACUUCGCCACUGGAGGAUUCUGUCUCUAUCUCUGAGUUAGUCAAUGGUCAUUGAAACGUCAGCUACUAGGUAGCGCACACAUAUGUGUGUUCACUUUGUUUCCGUCGUGUAACCAACUGGUAUGGAUCCUGAAACCCUCAAGGGAAAUGCUUGUAUGGCUCCCAAGCUUCUGCUGUGUGUGAGUGUGUGUGUGUGUCUGAGGUGAGGUGUGUGCGUGUGUGUGUGUGUGUGUGUGUGUGUGUGUGUGUGUGUGUGUGUGUGUGUGUGUGUGUGUGUGUGUGUGUGUGUGAUUCACAACUCACCAUCAUUCCAGCCACCAAAGGAUUCGUCAACGUUUGCUCCAUACCAGCCGUGUAAGAUAUCUCUGAAGACUUGUGCCACAUUCAGAGUGAGAACACUUGGCUAUAUGUUAUUAUAAUUAUGCUAGUUCUGACUCGUGGUCAUUUGUUUUAUCCCCGCCCGACGUGCUGGUGUGCGCAAGUUCUUGCGUACUCGCUGACACAGCCCAUGACUCUGAGUAACUGACUGUAGUCAGACUCAAGAGACAUGUGUGGCGUGCUGACCUUGUCAGUGCACAGCAUAUCAGUUAUCCAUCCACCUAUAGUAGCGUGUCGCUGCCACUCAACGUCGAACAGUGCUGCCUUCUCCACUGCGUGCAUUGAUUCUCUUCGUUUACGCUGAUAAAUUUCUUUAGUUCAUGGCUUUCCAGACCAGCAUGCUAUUGCUAAGAUAAUCCUUACCUGUGGUUCGUGGAUGCCCGCAACAAACUAUUGUCGUGAUCCCGCCUGGUGGUCGCUUUGACUACUGCUGGCGAUUUCGCUGGAGCGCCUCUGGACAAUAACCAACCUUUCUCUCGGCUUCCCUCAGCUUUCUUCAAACUUUGCCACAGGCUCACUAUUUCUUUAACAGCUCCAACCCUAUUGACAAAAUCUUCCGGUCUAAUUAUUUUUUCACAACGUUCUCCAGUUAUUUUAGCUGUAGACGAUCCACACUCGUCCACACUCAUUCGCAGUGGAUCAUCCACACCCGUUCCUUCUAAUCAGCUGUGAUAUUUUUUCUUUGUCUUGCUGGGUUUUUAUCAUACACAUUGUGUCAUACUGCAUGCAGCAAUGGCAGUGGUAGUGGUCAGUGACCACUGGUCACAGUACAGUCAAAUACUAUGCUGUACAGUUUA